Messenger RNA from Pseudogymnoascus verrucosus, 1140 nucleotides. RefSeq lists its product as uncharacterized. The transcript is spliced from 4 exons. Gene Ontology annotation, molecular function: FAD binding. The record is from RefSeq and is a predicted model, not a curated record. Lineage: Eukaryota; Fungi; Ascomycota; Leotiomycetes; Thelebolales; Thelebolaceae. The coding region runs from base 1 to 1140 and encodes 379 amino acids.
AUGUCCGGCUUGUCAAGUAUUGAAGUCAAUGAGGAGCGAUCGGUUGUGAAGGUGGGAGCAGGAGCGAAGUGGUUAAGCGUGUAUCAAUUCCUCGACCCCCUGGGUGUUGCCGUAGCAGGUGGACGGAACGGCGACGUCGGCGUAGGCGGUCUUCUUCUCGGUGGUGGGAUCGCGCAUUUCUCCCCUAGAGUGGGGUGGGCGUGUGAUAACGUCGUGAAUUUCGAGAUCGUCCUAGGAAACGGCACCCUCACAAACGCAAACCUCACCUCCCACCCCUCCCUCUUCCGUGCUCUUAAGGGGGGCGCUAACAACUUCGGCAUCGUAACGCGGGUUGAUCUCUCCACCUUUCCCCAGGGUGACAUCGCUUCAUCGCUGGUGUUCAAUGAUAUCGCGCAGCGCGGGGCGGUGUUAAAAGCAUUCACUGAUAUCGCCGACGCCGCUGAAUUCGAUGUCUAUGCUUCUCUCGUGACGAGUUUGGUGUAUACCUCCAGCACGAAGGGGUGGGAGAUAAUCAACAUAGUAGCCUACACCGCGCCCAUCGCCCAACCAGCCGUGUUCAAGGACCUCCUCUCCAUCCCCAGCACCACGAACAAAACAUCCCUAUCCAUAACCACCCUAGCAGCUCUAGCAGAUGAAUCCCAAACCGCACCCUCAAACCAAAUCAUGGCCACCGCGACAUUCAAGCCCUCCCUAACACUCAUGCUCGAGUUCUAUCAUAUAGCGAAUGAGUUCUUCACCUCCUUUGACGCUAAUGGGGGGAUAACAUGGCUGUUGACUUUCGAACCCCUCGUCGCUGCCAUGGUUCCCUUAUCUCGGAGCAGUAGCAGCCAAGGAAACGUCCUCGGUCUCGGGCCAGAGGAUAAGGGGUUCAUCCUCCUCCUCUCAGCCAGCUGGGCAGAUACCGCGUCAACAAAGGCAGUGCAAGACGCUACACGCCAUGUAAUGUCCUUACUAGAGUCAUCUGCAGAGGAAAAGGGGUUGUUAUUGAAGUUCCAGUAUCUCAAUUACGCAGCAGCGAAUCAGACUCCACUAGAGUCAUAUGGGGAGGAGAAUCUGAAGUUUUUGAGGGGGGUGAGUAGGGAGUAUGAUCCAAAGGGGGUUUUCCAGAAACAAGUCCCAGGAGGGUUUAAGUUGUGGUAG